GUCUCUGAUAGGCCAAUUCACCCAGUUUCCAGGACAACUCUAAAACAUAAUGGUUUCACUGAAGAAUCCUACGUCCUGACUUGUCAUUUAAGGUUGUUUCAAGGUUCGCCUUAACAUGGAGGAGGAAGUGGCUGAGACUGUAGCAAUAGGUGAAACCGACGUAGAUUUAAAUAAGUACGACAAUUCUCAGUGUAAUACUGCGGAAGCUUCAGAGGAAAACUCUGGAGUAGAAAAAACACUCAACCCAAAUCAGAAUGCCACACCCUCUGAUCAAGUUGAGAAAGAACAUACAGACACAGACCAAGACCUAAGUCAGAUCACAGGAGAGGAGGGCCCAUUAAGCCAUACUGCAGAAGACUCCACAACAAAGGCUUUUGAAGUUCAGGAAGAAAGGGAAGAAGAAAGCAGGGGAGAGGGAGACAUAAAUGCUGGCUUACCAACUAGUGAAGCAUUUGAAGAGGGGGAGGGUCCUGAAAUGGAGCCCCUCAUCGGUGAACCACUUACGCGUGAAGGAAGCAUUAAAGGAGAAUAUGAUGAUAUCACUGAGAACGACAAUGGGCCUCCAAGAAUAGAUCCAGGGACACCAGAGGGAGAAAGAAGCAGCUCUGACUCUGAGAGCCCUGAGCAGGUUGAGGAGGCAGAGGUUGAAGAAGACACUGGCAUUGAUUACAUGGAAGUCCUGACAGAGCUUCAGAAUGAGAAGGAAAAGUUGAACCAGCACAAUACCCAGAUGCAGUAUAAACUCGUGGAGUACUUUCGACGGAAGACCGGCGACGAGGCCAAGCCUGAACGGGAGAGAGACAAGGCUGUGUCAGACCAAGAACAGCGCUACCAGAAGUACAUCGACAUCAUGGAGGGCCUGAAGAACCAGCAACGUCGUGACUCAGAGCUCCACCAGCAGCAGGCUGAGGAGCUGCGUCAGCAGGUGCAGGCAAAGCUGGGGCAGACGGACCAGGAGUGGCACGCCUUCAUGGAGCAGAAGCGUGCUGUGGCCGUGGCUGUACUGAGCCGGCGCCUGGGCAAGCAGGCAGCGCAGGCCGAGGUGGAGCAGAUUCAAGUGGCCGAACAGCGUCGUGAAAGCGAGCUGGUGGCCGUGCGCCUGGAGAACAUCAAGCUCAAGAAUAAGACAGGCAAGCUUGAGGCGGAGCUGCGCUCCAAGGAGGAGCUGGCCGAAGGCCUGCACCUGAUCGACUUCGAGCAGCUGAAGAUUGAGAACCAGACGUACAACGAGAAGAUCGAGGAGCGUAACGAGGAGCUGCUUAAGCUCCGCAAGAAGAUCACCAGCACCGUGCAGGUGCUCACGCACGUCAAGGAGAAGCUGCAGUUCGUGCAGGUGGAGAACCAGGCCAGGCGCGUGCAGUUGGCCGACGUGGAGGCCCUGGUCGCUCUUAAGAGGGACGCACUCACACGGACCAAGCAGGCUCGUGACGGCCUGCGCAUGGACAACCUACGGCUACGCCAGCGCUGCGGUCUCCUGGGGAACCAAACUCUGCUGCGCGACUUUGAGGAGAAGGUGGACACCUCCGAGGCCCUGGAGCAGAGGCUGGAGAUGCUAAAGAGGCGGCAUGCUGAGCUCAUCCUCAAGUGUGCCGGAGUCAAAAAGAAACUGGAGCAAACAAAACUGGCAGAGCACUGACACCUACUGGCUCCAACACAAACUGCAGACAAUUAUAACAUGCUAAACACUUCUCUGAGCUCUGGGUCUGUUAAAAUAAUGGAAUGUGAUGAAUA
Alosa alosa (allis shad) is the source of this 1731-nucleotide messenger RNA. RefSeq names its product coiled-coil domain containing 96 (gene cfap184). The record is from RefSeq and is a predicted model, not a curated record. The coding region runs from base 116 to 1636 and encodes 506 amino acids. The transcript is spliced from 2 exons. Gene Ontology annotation, biological process: cilium assembly. Gene Ontology annotation, cellular component: ciliary basal body; axoneme. Lineage: Eukaryota; Metazoa; Chordata; Actinopteri; Clupeiformes; Clupeidae.